AUGGAAAACGAUGAACUACAACGGUAUGUUCGAAGGCUUAAUGAGAAAUACAAUGAAGAAGAAAAUGUUGAAAUGUUGAAACAAUCAACAAAUAAAGUCGGAAAAUCAUUUCCAUCUAUAAUGGUUGUUACAAUUAUCUCAUCUAUGACGAUUGCUAUAUUUAUUGUUGGAUUAGCAAUCUCUAAAUAUUAUACUCGACGUAAAAAACAAGUAAAUGAUUCAUCAUAUAGUGUUACAAGAUACUUUCGUAAUCAACUAAAAUCAACAUCAUGUGAUAGUUUUACCCCAUCACCAACUCUAAAUAAUAAUAAGCAAUCAACAGAUGUUAUUAAUGAAACAUCACGUAUUAUUAAAAGUUCAUUUUCAUGGCCUGAUACAAGUAUGUUACAUAGACAAGAUCAGGAACAACCAGAAUCUUCAUCAUCAAUAUCUUCAUCAUCAUUGUCAAAUUCAUCAACAAUCGAACAUAUUGCUGAACCAGCUUCAUUAACAUUUAGCCUUCGAUGGAAUGAAACAACGAAAACAUUAUAUGUACGUGUUAUUAGUGCUCGAGAACUAUUUAUUUAUCGACAGAAUCGACAACCAUUAAUUAUUGAUUCAUAUGUUCGUAUUGAACUUGUCUCGACAUCAACAGAAAAUAACACCUCAGAAAGCUUGCCAUCAAUGCGCACACAUAUUAUUAAAAAGAAUGCAUACCCUAUUUAUGAUGAAUUAUUUGAAUUUUCUAACCUUGAACAAAUUUUAAAUGACAAUUAUUCUCUUCGCUUUACAAUUUCCACGUAUGAUACAUUUACACGAGAUGAAAUUGUUGGUGAAGUUAAUUAUCCAUUACAAUUUAAUACACUCGAUUCCACUGAAAUGACAUUUACACAAAAUCUGACAGCUCGACAUAAACAACUACACAAUCAACAACUUGGACAAAUGCUUCUUUCUAUAUGUUAUCAACCAGGCGAUAGUACUUUAACAAUUAUUGUCUUAAAAGCAUCAAAUUUACCACGAAUAGGAACAACAAGAUUAAUAAAUCCAUAUUUUAAAAUUUAUAUGUUUUAUAAAAAUCAACGUAUUGUUAAAAAACGAAGUACUAUUAAACGAACAACACAAUCUCCAGUUUAUAAUGAAUGUUUUACAUUUAAUAUACCAAAUAAUGAAAUAAAAAAUAUUCAUUUUGAUAUAAUACUUUUUGAUUAUGAUCGUCAUAUGAAACAUGAUACAAUUGGAAUAUUUUCUAUUGGAAAAGAAAUGAAUCAACAUUGGAAUGACGUAUGUCAUCGACAAAUAACAAAACAAAUAGCUCAUUGGUAUCAAUUGAAACCAUUCAAUGAAUCAAUUCAUUGA
Adineta steineri is the source of this 1335-nucleotide messenger RNA. The record is from the annotation of a GenBank genome assembly. Lineage: Eukaryota; Metazoa; Rotifera; Eurotatoria; Adinetida; Adinetidae.